AUGGGGGAGCAGCCUACUCUUUUUUAAAACGUUGCUCCCGACAGCGUGAUUCGAAUCACAAGUCAUUUCGAAUUUAUUGCUUCCAUUGAUACUGUGGUUAAUUUAAUUUCUGAAAAAUGGUUGUACUUUCUUCAUUUCCCCCACCUGCUGAAGGCAUAAAAUUAGUCCAGCCCAAUACUGGAGCAUUCAUCAAUACUAGAGACCUUGGUCAAGGCACAUUAUACAUUGCAGAAAGCCGAGUGUCGUGGGUUAGUGCUUCAUCUGGUCAAGGAUUUUCACUGGAAUAUCCCCAUAUAUCACUGCAUGCUGUUUCGAAAGAUCCUGCUGCAUUUCCACAAGAGUGCUUGUACUUGAUGUUAGAUUCCAGGCUAGAUGAACCCGACGAAAUCGUAGAAAAUGACGAUUCUGGUGAUGAAGAGUCAACAAGUGAAAUGUCUGAAGUAAGAUUCAUUCCUGAAGACAGAGGGACUCUUGAUGCCAUGUACCAUGCCAUGACAGUCUGCCAAACACUUCACCCAGAUCCUAAUGAUUCAGUUUCUGAUGAAGGAGAUUUUGAAGAUACUGAAGAAGGAGAAUACUGCCUUGAUGCAGGAGAGUCAGCUGACAAUGAUCAUGAUAAUGGUGAAACUGAAAACAUGGAAUCUGACAUGGGUCAGUUCGAAGAUGCCGAUCCUGAACAUUAACGAACAUAGAAUUUGCUUUUUUGCAUUUGUUGCUUAUUUCUUUUUUCCGUCAACACAACAAUAAAACUUCGAGGCCUACAAAA
Messenger RNA from Daphnia carinata, 766 nucleotides. It is a transcript of the gene icln, whose product is annotated as methylosome subunit pICln-like. The record is from RefSeq and is a predicted model, not a curated record. Gene Ontology annotation, cellular component: pICln-Sm protein complex; cytosol; plasma membrane. Lineage: Eukaryota; Metazoa; Arthropoda; Branchiopoda; Diplostraca; Daphniidae. Bases 117 to 683 code for a protein of 188 amino acids. Gene Ontology annotation, biological process: chloride transport; cell volume homeostasis; mRNA cis splicing, via spliceosome. The transcript is spliced from 5 exons.